Messenger RNA from Lolium rigidum, 1086 nucleotides. Its product is annotated as U-box domain-containing protein 70-like. Gene Ontology annotation, biological process: protein phosphorylation. The record is from RefSeq and is a predicted model, not a curated record. NCBI's taxonomy places the organism in Eukaryota, Viridiplantae, Streptophyta, Magnoliopsida, Poales, Poaceae. The coding region runs from base 1 to 1086 and encodes 361 amino acids. Gene Ontology annotation, molecular function: protein kinase activity; ATP binding. The transcript is spliced from 3 exons.
AUGCACAGUUGCAGAAAUGUUAGUCAACAAGCUGCAAAAUUGAUGGAAGAAAUGGAGAAAGUCCAAAGGAAAUUGAAAGACCUGCAAGAUGAGGGCCAUAAUUAUGAAGAGAGCAUCUUGUCACCUAGAAAAAAGAAUGUUUUUCUGAAGGAGAUGACCUUAUCAAAGAAGAGAUGCCCAGAGCUGCAAAUCAGAGAACACAUUGUGCAGUUCUCCGAGUUGCAAAUUGGGAGAGCGACCAAUAACUUCUCCUCACAAAAUUUCAUAGGUGAAGGAGGGUAUGGCCCAGUGUACAAAGGAAAACUAGGUGGCGUGCCAGUGGCUAUCAAGUUGUUGAGACCCCGUGGAAGUCAAGGUUUCCCAGAGUUUCAACAGGAGGUUCUAGUGCUGAGCAGAAUUGAGCACCCACACAUCGUGAGGCUAAUCGGCGUGUGCAAGGAGUCAUGCACCCUCGUUUAUGAGCACCUCCCCAACGGCACGCUCAAGGAUGGGCUCUCCAAUGGGCUCCCAUGGAGAGACCGCAUCAGGAUCCUCGCCGAGCAGCGUUCCGCGCUGGCACACCUGCACUCCAGCCGCCCCCGCGCCAUUAUCCACGCGGACAUGAAGCUGGCGAACAUCCUCCUUGACGCCAGGAAUGUCAGCCGGCUAGGGGACUUCGGGACGGCACGCGUCGUGCACAUGAAGCCGCUGGACGAGGAUACAGUCUGCCGGCGGACGAACCCGAUGGGCACGAUAGGGUACAUGGACCCAGUCUUCUUCAUGACGGGCGAGCUCACCACGGAGUCGGACGUGUACGCGUUCGGCGUGGUGAUCCUGCAGGUGCUCACGGGGCUGCUCGACCUCAACAUCGCCGAGCAGGUGCGGGAGGCGAUGAAGAUGGAUGCUGUGCACAGCCUGCUGGACACGUCCGCUGGGAGCUGGCCGGAGCUGCAGGUGGAGCGGCUCCUGCGGCUAGCACUGAGGUGCUGCCACAUGGAGCGGAAGCGGCGGCCGACCAUCACAUCCGACGCCGACUGGAGAUCGCUAGAAAUCCUGCGGACCAUGUCAACUGGGAGUAAAUCCCGGAGAUGGAGUCUGGGUAGCUGA